AUGGCACAGUUGAUAGUACUGAUCACCUGUUUUGUGAUUGUUUUUGCUACUUCUCAGCCUUGCCAGACCCCUGAUGACUUUGUGGCUGCCACUUCACCAGGACACGUCAUGACUGGAGGUUUGUUUGCCAUUCAUGAAAAAAUGCUGUCCUCAGAAGAAUACCCUAGAAGGCCAGAAAUCCAGAAAUGUGCCAGCUUUGAAAUAUCAACUUUUCUUCAAACUCUGAUACACAGCAUUGAGAUGAUCAAUAAUUCAACACUAUUGUCUGGAGUCAAACUAGGGUACGAAAUCUAUGACACCUGUACAGAUGUCACAGUGGCAAUGGCAGCUGCUCUGAGUCUUUCUAAGUUCAACAGCUCCAGAGAAAUUGUGGAGUUUAAGUGCAACUAUUCUAGCUACAUGUCAAGGGUUAAGGCUGUCAUAGGUGCUGGCUACUCAGAAAUAACCACUGUCUCCUGGAUGUUGAGUUUACAGCUCAUGACACAGGUGAGUUAUGAAUCUACUGCAGAAACCCUAAGUGACAAAAUUCAGUUUCCUUCAUUUUUAUGGACGAUGCCCAGUGAUUUCUACCAAACUAAAGCAAUGGCCCACCUGAUUCAGAAAUCUGGACAGAAUUGGAUUGGCAUCCUAACCACAGAUGAUGACUAUGGACUCUCAACACUUUUGCAGUUCAGACUGAUCUCCUUUGCAGUUCAGACAGCAGCAAAUAAUGUGUGCAUAGUCUUCAGAGAAGCUCUCCCAGACUUCCUCUCAUUAAUGCCAGUAAAUUUGGUAUUUUUGGUCAGGAUCAAUCAGACACUUGAGAGAAUCAUAGCAGAAGCCGAGGUUAAUGUCGUUGUGGUAUUUCUGAGUCAAUUCCAUGUUUUCAAUCUCUUCAGUAAAGCCAUUGAAAGGAAUAUAAAUAAGACCUGGAUUGCUAGCUAUAGCUGAUCAACAUCCACCAAGAUUGCUACCAUUCCUGAUGUUAAUAGGAUUGGCAAAGUUGUGAGGUUUACCUUUAGAAGAGGGAAUGUGUCCUCUUUCUGUUCCCUUCUUCAAAAUCUUUAUGCGUUUCCCAGUGAUAACAACAAACUCUCAAAUGAAUAUGCCAUGCUCUUGUCUGCUUGUGCACAUACUAAAGACAGUGAUCUGAGUUGAUGCAUCUCCAACUAUUCUCAGGGCACUUUGGCCUCUGAGGACACAGAAAGGAACGUCUUCCUGAGAACUGACUUCCUGUGGGAUUACACUGAACUGGGACUUGUUCACAGUAUUCAGCUAGCAGUGCUGGCCCUUAGUUAUGCCAGUCAGGAUCUGUGACAAGCUUGAGGCUAUCAGAACCCCAAUGGCUUUCAACCAUGGGAGUUACUUGCUAUACUGAAAAAUGUCACAUUCAUGGAGGGCUGGAGUUCAUUUCAUUUUGAUGCCCAUGGAACUAUGAAUACUGGAUACAAUAUUGUGCUCUGGAGGGAGAUCAGUGGCCACAUGACUUACAAGAUGGUACAAUAUGACCUGAAAAAUGACGUCUUCAUUGCCACAAAUCAAGAAACAAAAAAUGAUCACAGGAAUCUUAAGAAAAUUCAAUCUAAAUUCUCCAAGGAAUGCAGUCCUGGGCAAAUGAAGAAAACCACAAAAAGUCAACAUACUUGCUGCUAUGAAUAUGUGACCUGUCCUGAAAAUCACUAUAACAAUCGGACAGAUACGGAUCAUUGCCUUUUAUGCAACAGCGAAACUCACUGGGCCCCUAUAGGGCGCACAAUGUACUUUGAAAAGGAAAUGGAGUACCUUGACUGGAAUGAUUCCUUGGCUAUCUUGCUCCUGGCCCUCUCUCUGCUGGGAAUCCUGUUUGUUCUGGCCAUUGGCAUAAUAUUUGCAAGAAACCUGAACACACCCAUUGUGAAAUCAUCCGGGGAAUUGAUGGUCUGCUACGUAAUCCUCUUCUGUCAUUUCCUCAAUUUGGCCGGCUCAGGCUUUUUCAUUAGAGAACCACAAAGCUUCACGUGUAAAACCAGGCAGACACUACUUGGCAUGAGCUUUACUCUCUGCAUCUCCCACAUUCUGAUGAAGACCCUGAAAAUUCUGCUGGCCUUCAGCUUUGAUCCCAAGCUUCAGAACUUCCUGAAGUGCUUCUAUAAACCCAUCCCCAUCAUUUUCACUUGCACCCUCCUGCUCAUCUUUGCAGCCCCUGCUGUGGGACAAAAUGUUUCCUUGCCCAGAGCCAUUAUCUUCGAAUGUGAGGAGGGGUCCAUUCUUGCAUUUGGCUCCAUGCUGGUCUAUACUGCCAUCCUGGCCUUCCAGUGCUUCAUUUGUGCCUUCAAAGGCAGGAAAUUACCUGAGAAUUACAAUGAGGCCAAAUUCAUAACAUUUGGCAUGCUCAUUUACUUCAUAGCUUGGAUCACCUUUAUCCCCAUCACUACGUUUGACAAAUAUUUGCUGGCUGUGGAGAUUAUUGUUAUUUUAAUAUCUAACUACGGGAUUCUAUGUUGCAUGCUCUUCCCCAAAUGCUAUGCUAUUCUUUCUAAGCAAGAGACUAACACAAAAUCUGUCUUUCUCAAGAUGGUUUACAGUUACUACUCCCACAGUGCAGGCAGCCUUGCCAUGAGCCACAGCAACAGCAAGGUCACAAUAACCAACCCCAGCUCUGCUGGUGAGUCUGCAGUCCAGCAGAAAAGUAGAGAUCUUCAGGUACAAGGCUUUGCACACACAUGCAGAGAAAAUGCUAUGUGCAGAUCUAAAACUUUGCCUCAAAAAAGAAUCUCAAGUAUAUGA
Dama dama (fallow deer) is the source of this 2745-nucleotide messenger RNA. RefSeq names its product G protein-coupled receptor class C group 6 member A (gene GPRC6A). Gene Ontology annotation, molecular function: G protein-coupled receptor activity. Lineage: Eukaryota; Metazoa; Chordata; Mammalia; Artiodactyla; Cervidae. The record is from RefSeq and is a predicted model, not a curated record. Gene Ontology annotation, biological process: G protein-coupled receptor signaling pathway. Gene Ontology annotation, cellular component: membrane.